This is a messenger RNA of Adelges cooleyi (spruce gall adelgid), 1402 nucleotides long. RefSeq lists its product as uncharacterized. NCBI's taxonomy places the organism in Eukaryota, Metazoa, Arthropoda, Insecta, Hemiptera, Adelgidae. The transcript has 6 exons. The coding region runs from base 122 to 1069 and encodes 315 amino acids. The record is from RefSeq and is a predicted model, not a curated record.
GGGACCGCGUACACGGGAACGGCGGCGGCGGCGACGCUUAUAAGUUUUUCAGUGCCGGACACGAUGGGCUGCAGACAGCUCGGUCGAUGCACCGACUCACACUACACAUUUCGCUGGAGACAUGGUGUUCAAAGCCAGUCGUAUAACAGGUCGAAUACUUGAUACAAUCACACCGUUAUUGCUACUUAUUUGUAUUGCGACUCAAGUCAUCGCAGAAGAAACGAAUUCCUAUCUAACCAGCGUGUCUAAACAGUGCGGUGAACUUUCGAUACUCGACAACGAGGUUGACAACGACAUCAGUACCUCGUCGGCGAUACCGGGUCAGAAGGACGACAACUUUAUCAUUUUUGACAGGGUGCGAACGCAACUGUUAAAGGCAAGAAAGAACUUCCAGGCCAACAAUAGUUAUAUAGCGCUACUCUAUUCGGACGCUAAGAACACCAACAUGAAGUCGGCUUACGACUUUGACUGGUUGCCGUCCGAAAGUAAAGAGUGGAAAAGAAGUUACGUCAGUAAUCUUGACAUGAACAGCAAGGUGUUUAUUAUGCUAUCCGAGUUGAGGGAUUCGUUACACAACUACUCUGUAACGUUAAACCAAAUGCGACAAUUCAGCGAAACCCACGUCUCGUUUAACUAUACAGCGAGAAGACUAGUAAUAGACGAUUUGUGCAAAGACCUGAUCGCCGUAUUAUGCGAGGUGGAGGCCGCUCUAGUGAAUAUCAGGCCGUGGCGCCAUCGGAUCGUCUUGAAAAACCCCCCGGAAGUGACCUUCAGCGGUUCGAAAUGGAACCACCAUCCUGAUCUCACGAGCAUGCAGAUCCAAGACUGGGGUGUGUUGAUCAAAUACUACAAGCUCCUAAAAGAAUGGGAAGAUAUCAGCAAUAAAAUCAAGGAGACGUUGUCGCCCGUGAAAAUUGAACACCGCCAGCGACGUAGGUCGUCUUCCUAUCUUACCACAACCGAGAAACCAACACUGGGUUCGACAAGACCUGAGCCGUGCCUAAGGCAUAGCACCCGUGGUACCAAGCACAGAAGACGGCGGCGCAGGCCCCACACUACGGUCAUGUAAAUUGACAAGCCCCUCUCUCCCGAAAAUCCUCUUUUCUCCCACGAAUUCCCAUUCCAGUCAAUUUGUAACUUUAUAUAUAUAAUUAAUAUAUACGGUACAUCCCGCGAACGUCGCGGGUUGAUGAAAUAUUAUGCGUACGUAUCGUACAUUGUACAUUAUUAUUAUUGUUGUUUAAGAAUAUGUAUUGUACAUAUUAGUUUUUAUAUUAUUAUUAUUAUUAUUAUUAUUUAUGUUGUGUCGAUAGAAACGCACAUUCUAUUGUUAUAAUUGUCUGCUAUUAAUUAAUUUUAAAAAAGAAAAAAGUUAAUUUAUGAUUAUUGUUCAGAAAUUCCU